Messenger RNA from Venustampulla echinocandica, 786 nucleotides. RefSeq lists its product as uncharacterized. The transcript is spliced from 3 exons. The record is from RefSeq and is a predicted model, not a curated record. Bases 1 to 786 code for a protein of 261 amino acids. Lineage: Eukaryota; Fungi; Ascomycota; Leotiomycetes; Helotiales; Pleuroascaceae.
AUGGACUCCAUUAUCGGUAUGAGAGGAUGGGAUGAAAUAGCCUAUCUUACUGAGGAUCCUGCACAGUGCUGGGGUUCUUCAUUUGAUGGGUAUCAACCUGCCACUUUCAACAUGCCUUCCUACCGACCUUAUCCUGCAUCAGAGUCACUAGCAACUCCUUUACAGCACCAACACAGCUACCUGCAAGACCAACGACAAGAGCAGGGUUUUGCCACUAAUAACCUAGAUGUGACGCUUCAACAGGAGGCUCUGCAGCCUCAGGGCCCUGAGAUAGGGCCUAGGUACGUGGAGUAUCGGACGGCAAUGAAGGAGAUCUUCCAGAAUAUCAUUGACGGUCGACUGGCUAUGGCAAGUCAGUCGCUCUUAGAAGAAUCAAAGUGGCUCGCGGGGCAUGUCGAGGUUCUCGGACUUACUGUGGAUGAUGUCUCUGUUUAUACGGAUAUGAUUGGCAAUAAUAUUGCGCCUGCGAAGGCAGUUUACACAGAGCGAAAAGAGCUGUGGGACGAGUUUAAUACUGCUUGGGUUAGCCUCUUCCAAAAGCAGAGUGAUAUGCAGGAGCCCGGGCAGCGGAUACAGCACCGACAGAGCUUAAUGUCUGAAGAGUCUGUCAACGAGAUGGCCGAAGGCCUGACUGAAAUGUGCGAUGCUAUUGAGAAGCACGGCUUGGUUGACUACCAAUAUGGCGUUGAAGAAGAGCGAAUAGUAGUUGUUAUUGAAAAUUGUCUCGACUUGCAGGAAUCAAGAAAGGGGAUGGCUGAAGGCAGAGGACUUGAAAACUCUCCAUAA